Molecule: messenger RNA, 2559 nt
Organism: Plasmodium fragile
Lineage: Eukaryota; Apicomplexa; Aconoidasida; Haemosporida; Plasmodiidae
Exons: 2
Coding region: 1-2559 (852 amino acids)
Cellular component (GO): nucleus
Molecular function (GO): nucleic acid binding; exonuclease activity
Source: RefSeq, a predicted model, not a curated record
AUGAGGCAGAAACGAAGGAACCAUGCGAAGGUCCCCCUGAACUUAAACAACAGCAACAAUGACCAUAAGACGCAAAACACGAAGAGGAAAAAAACAGAAAAGGGGGCAACUAAAGUAGGGGCUAAAAAAACACAUAGAUCAAAUGACACAAAUAAAAAAUUGGACAUCCUCUUUUAUGGGAACAAAAAUAUAUACUUGAGAGACAUUCACAAUUUUAUAAUAAAUCUCCGGACUGAAAAAAGUGUUCACAAAAACGACCUGUUCAUUGUAAAAAAUAAUGACUGCAUAAAUAAUUUAAUCGUAGUCAUCGUCCCCAAUUUGUCCAGUUGGUUCAUAAGGGACAUUUCUUCCAGUGGCGUUUUUGCCAAACUCCAAAAGAACAAUAACUUUAGGAAAAUUCACACCGAAAAUUGUUUUAAAAAUAAUUAUAGUAAUUUAAUUUUAAAAGCGCUAAGUGUUUCUGUGAUGAAAAAUAAAGGAACAAAUUAUAAUUCACCCGGGGACAACUUGUACAUUGAAAAUUAUUUACUAAGCAGUGAGCAGAUGCUCCUGAAUAGGUACCCAAAAAAGGACUCUGAAGAUUAUCUUGGUUUCGACAAUAUUGAAUAUGUCAAGGUAGAUAAGGGAAUAACCGACAUGCGCUCUUAUUUAAACACCACCAUGAACACCACCACAAGUAUGAGGAGUGAUGAAAAGGACACCCCCAAUGCAUUAACACAUAAUGAGCAGACGAGCGUACCUGUCACAGAGCCGGUUGAUGCCUCAUCACAGGGGAAGGACCCAAAUGGGGAAACUGCCGACUCGGGGGAGACCAUGGAAGAGGUGAAAAAUAUCUUCACCGAGGAACAUAUAACCAUGUAUGCCCAGGUGUUGGAGAAACUCCUUAGGGCCUCCCAAAAGGCAUCACAGGGAAAGGGGCAGCCUACCACAGAAAAUGAUCCAACGGAAAAGGAAAAAACGGAGUCGCCAAACCAGUCCGGUGAGCAGGAGCAAGAAGAAGAAGAAAAGGAAAAUGAAGCAGACGGGAAGGACGAAAGUGUAAACGGAGGAGAGGCCGCAAAUGCAGAUGACACCUCCAACACAUCUCUGCAAAAUGGGGAGGUGAAUGGAGGUCUCAGCCCCUUGAGUGAGGAAGGAAGUCAGAGUGGAAGCACCAGCGAAGGGAGAGAAGAUGACCCGAGCUGCUCGAAUAUCUCAAAAUGCCAAUCGCCCGUCCAGUUCGAUCUAAACAAUAUAUACAGCAUCGACUGCGAGAUGUGUGAAACGGUAAAUAAAAAAAGAGAGCUCACCAAAAUUACGGUAGUUGAUGCGUACAUGAAUAUAGUAUACGACUCUUAUGUCGUGCCGGACAAUCAAAUCACAGACUACUUAACUCCGUACUCGGGCAUAAGUGAAAGCACCCUACACAAUGUGCAUACUAAAUUGGAAGAUGUACAGGAGCAUUUGAAAAAAAUUUUUAAUAAAGAAUCCAUUUUAAUUGGUCAUUCCUUAGAGAAUGAUUUGCAUGCAUUGAAAAUUUACCACGACUACGUCAUUGACACGUCCGUGGUUUACUCCCACUCGGCUUACUGUUUUAUGAAGCCCUCUUUGUUUAACCUGUGCCAGCGGCACCUGGGCAUCACCAUGAAGCGGGAGAAGGGGCACAACUCGAUUGACGACGCGAAGAUAAGCAUGUUCCUCGCGCUGAAGAAGAUGAGCGAGUUCGAUACGGCCGAACCCUUCUACCAAUAUCAGCCGUUACCUGUCUUCCUCAACCCAGAAAACUUCACCAACGUGAAGGGAAACAUCAUAUACCACGAAGACGUGAGAUACAAGUACGAAAAGAACCUGUGCAUAUAUGACGCGAAGAACGAAUACAUAGAAGAAAAAGUGCCCAAGCAUUUUUUAAAAAACUGCUUCCAUUGUCCAUGCGAAAACGACGAAGAGUGUGUAGAAAACCUAAUCAUGAAUAUUAAAAAUAAAAAUAAAAUAAAAAAUUAUUUACUCAUAUUAAGAGAAUACGAAAAUAUGUGUAACCGAAAAAUUUAUAAUUGUGUAAAAAAUGCCAAGGAGGAAAAUUUCAAAGUCGAUGGAAAUGAUGAGCUGUUCCAAAUACCCACCAGAGUAGAAGCAAGUGAAAUUAUAAAAAAAUUAAGUAAAAAUAUUGAGAAUAUUUAUGAAAACCUUGAAGAAAAUGAUGUCCUCAUAUUGCUUUCCUUCAACAGUAAUUAUCUAGCGGAGGAUAAAAUUACAGAAACCCUAUUUCUGGCAAAGGAUAUAUUUUACGCAAAUGCAGAUACAAAUGAUAAAAUAAACAGCCUCACUGCGAAGAUUAACUCCAUGGAGAAAAUUAUUACAAGGAAACAAAGCGACAAUGAUUUAGUAAAUUUGCCAUUCCUCGAAUUCAGACAUCUUCUUUGCUCCUACGAACGGCACAUUAUUGCUUACCUUAAUGAGCAAAAGAGUAGUGACCGGAGCAUUUUUAUUUUGAAUUCUCUUACAAAUUUGAAGAACAUCGUUUGUGGUAACAACAGGAAGAAGACCUUUAAUGGGUGGUUUUCCAUUCUUCUCAAGCAGUGA